This is a messenger RNA of Rosa rugosa (rugosa rose), 1605 nucleotides long. RefSeq lists its product as uncharacterized. The transcript has 3 exons. Bases 65 to 1420 code for a protein of 451 amino acids. The record is from RefSeq and is a predicted model, not a curated record. NCBI's taxonomy places the organism in Eukaryota, Viridiplantae, Streptophyta, Magnoliopsida, Rosales, Rosaceae.
ACCAACUGUGAGGGAAUUGAUAGUGCAUGGUUGCUCAUCAUUAGAGAAAGUUACAUUUCAACCAAUGCCAUUCCUACCAAGUGUCAUCUUAGACGAAAGCAAUUGCAAGCUUGUUGAGCUUGACUACUACUUCAAAUUAGAACCCCUUGAAAGAGUUGAUGUGGAAAUAAUCGAAGUUUUGGGGUUGAGCAAGCACUUGACAUCCAUGCAAACCAUUAUGAUGGAUACCAUACAUGUGUUCAAUAUUGGGAUGACAAAGAUGCAGCCCGUCCAGGGAUUGUAUGAAUAUGGUAUAUUCAGCACGUUUCUUCCUGGUAAUGAAGUUCCAGGCUCAUUCAUCCAUACGAGUACACUGCCCAAAAUAUAUUUUACCGUACCUGUACAUCCUAGUCGCAAGAUCCGAGGCUUGAACAUCUUCUCUGUCUAUGAAAAGUCCAGCAAUGGUUCUCUUAUGAAGAAUGCCAAAUUGCAUUUUGAUCAUACAAGAACAUCUUAUAACCCAAUAGUUACUAAAGUUGGUAAUAAAACAAAGAGAUUCGAGUGGAUCUAUGGCCCAUCAUUUUUUGGGGUUCCAUGCGACGGGGAACAAAUGAUAUGGCUAAGCCAUUGGAAAUUAGGUAAUCAGUUGGAAGGCGGUGACGUUGUGAAAGUUUCAGUAUUGACCACAUCUGAGCUUCAGGUGAACAAGUGUGGCAUUGAGAUUGUUUACGAUGAGCAAGAAGAGAAGAUGAAUACCGAUCAACAUACCACUGACAUUGCACGUUCUUUUUCUGGGUUUGACAUUAGUAAAAAUUUGUCACCUUCUGAUAUGGCGACAAUGGGUCAGUUGAGAAGAUACUUCCUCUGCUGUCGACCUGAAGCAUUAAGAGAUAGCGCAGUAUGCUUUGGAAACGAACUCACAUUUGAUAAAAUUGGAGGCAAAGAACUGAAACGGGGCGGUGAAAGAUACUCGGCGAUUACUGCGCAUGAUCCCUGGAUGCCUCCAGACGGCAGAGGUUGUACAAUGCAGGUCAAGGCCUUCUUUCGUUCUCUGCCUCAAAUAGUUGAUCGCUGGAGUCCGGGCAGAUGGCGGGAAUCUUACGAAGAAUGGCGUCGCUCUUUCGAAAAUGCCCAUACUUUCCGAUAUUUCAACUUAAGUUCCCAAGAUCUUACUAGCCAUACUUUGAGGAGCGAGUCCUACUCAGAGCCAUCCACAUCUGGUAGUUGGACCUCAUUCACCUCAAGUUAUAGAAUCAAAAGCGAUUACACAUCUAGUCCCUUGUGUAUGGUCGACAGAGCUUCUCCACCCCCAUUCGAGUGUCGCUCUUUCGAAAGUGGCCAAACUUCCCGAUAUUUCAGCUUAAGUUCCCAAGAUCUUACUAGCCAUACUUUCAGGAGCAAGUCCUCAUCCACAUCUAGUAAUUUGGACAUCAAGUUAUAGAAUCAAAAGCGAUUACACAUCUCGUCCCUGGUGUAUACGAUCGACAGAGAUUCUCCAACCCCAUUCGAGCCCUCGUCCUCAUUUAUCUAGCUAGAACAUUGUUAUUAACACAGCUUAAUUGUAACUAAUUAACAUCACUUUUUAUAAUUUUGAAAUUGUUAUUAUAAAACUUUUAUUGACCCUUG